AUGACAAGCGGCUUUGAUAAGUUUGUUGAGGAUGUUGAUGAUUCUCUUUGUUCCGUUUGUUUUGACGUUUUAGAGGAGGAACUAAAUGAUAAAACUCCUGUAACUCGAGACUGUCUUUCAAAGCUAACUUCUCAAGGCGCCAAGUGUCCUCUUUUCGUGACUUGGAAUCUUAAAAAUGGUGAUGACGAAGAAUUGAGAGGCUGUAUUGGUACUCUUGAACCUACCAGUUUAAAUAACCUUAAGAGAUAUGCUAGGAUGAGUGCGUUUCAGGAUUCAAGGUUUCCUCCAGUUCGUUCAAGUGAAAUUAAACAUUUAGUUUGUAAACUUUCAUUAUUACAUUCUUACGAGGAAUGCAAAGAUUAUCUUGAUUGGGAAGUUGGUAAACAUGGCCUCGUUGUAGAAUUUGAUUAUAAUGGAUUCAGUUAUUCUGCUACUUAUUUACCUGAAGUCGCACUUGAACAUAACAUGUCCAAAGAAUACGCCGUGGAACAAUUGGUAAUAACUAACUACGUAAUAAUAUAUUAUCGAUAUAGAUUAGGAAAAGUGGUUAUAGAGGUCGAGUUACAGAAGAUCUUUUAUCAAAGCUUAGGGUACAGUUGA
Messenger RNA from Theileria annulata, 600 nucleotides. RefSeq lists its product as uncharacterized. The transcript has 6 exons. The record is from RefSeq and is a predicted model, not a curated record. The coding region runs from base 1 to 600 and encodes 199 amino acids. NCBI's taxonomy places the organism in Eukaryota, Apicomplexa, Aconoidasida, Piroplasmida, Theileriidae.